UAUAAAUAUGAGGGCCUUUCCCUUUUGUCGAUCACCAGCAAACUCAUCCAACUCCUAUCUCCCCUCCUCUUCUUCACCUCCUGCACUGCAUUUUCCUCCAGAAAGGGUUGUAAUGGCUGCCCUUAUGUUCUCUGGGAUUAGACCAGCUUCUUUCUUCCUCUUGAUUGCCUUCCUUGCUUUUUCUCCUGCCGGCUGUUACGGCGAUUAUGGAUGGCAGGGUGGGCAUGCCACUUUCUAUGGCGGUGGUGAUGCAACUGGCACCAUGGGGGGAGCUUGCGGAUAUGGCAACCUGUACAGCCAGGGCUACGGCACGCUGACUGCUGCUCUCAGCACUGCUCUCUUUAAUGAUGGCCUUAGCUGUGGGUCAUGCUAUGAGAUGAGGUGCAACGCCGAUCCCAGGUGGUGCCGGCCGGGCAGCAUCACGGUCACUGCCACCAACUUCUGCCCACCCAACUUCGCCUUGGCUAAUAACAAUGGGGGGUGGUGCAACCCUCCCCUGCAGCACUUCGACUUGGCGGAGCCUGCUUUCCUGCAGAUCGCCGAGUACAGAGCCGGAAUUGUGCCGGUAGCAUUCAGAAGGGUUCCAUGCAUGAAGAAAGGAGGAAUAAGGUUCACCAUCAAUGGCCACUCCUACUUCAACCUGGUGCUCAUCACCAACGUCGGCGGUGCAGGGGACGUCCAUGCGGUGUCCAUAAAGGGGUCGAGAACAGGGUGGCAGUCCAUGUCCAGGAAUUGGGGCCAGAACUGGCAGAGCAACUCCUACCUCAACGGCCAAACCCUCUCCUUCCGGGUCACCACCAGUGACGGCAAGACGGUCACCAGCUACAAUGUGGCGCCUGCUAAUUGGCAAUUUGGCCAGACCUAUGAGGGUGGUCAGUUCUAGAAAUUGAAAAAGAGGGCUGAAAAUUCACUUUUCUUUUGGAAUGACUGUAACGCCAUGGCCAUUAACGCAGAGGUGGCUCUUAGCGCCCGCGAGGCUAUGCUUAUAAAACUUAGAAUAGGUAAUAUAUGUGUAUAUGUCUUUUAUGAUUCUUUUUAUGGGGUAGCAUUAUUUGCACUUAAAGUGCAAGCAGGCAAAUAGCAUUUGGGAAAUUAUAUAAUUAGAGUUGUUAAACUGA
Molecule: messenger RNA, 1118 nt
Organism: Nymphaea colorata (pocket water lily)
Lineage: Eukaryota; Viridiplantae; Streptophyta; Magnoliopsida; Nymphaeales; Nymphaeaceae
Product: expansin-A10-like
Exons: 3
Coding region: 8-883 (291 amino acids)
Biological process (GO): plant-type cell wall organization
Cellular component (GO): extracellular region
Source: RefSeq, a predicted model, not a curated record